UACCCUGAAGGCCUCCUGGUGAUCAUGGAUUACAAACUGCAUCCCACCUAUUGAUCACUGGUUUCACAAGUAAAACCCAGGUUUAUGAGCAGAUUUCUUAAGUCAAGACAAACGAUGUGGGCCAGAGCUGUAAUACUUUUCAUUGGUGUGGUAUUCCACUACCAYCAGGCCUUAGCAGUGGAUACCUACAUGGCUGAGUUCAUGAUAGAAAGCAAUGCUACGAUGUACGUCUCUGGUGCUCUAUCAGCAAUCAAGCAAAUAGCAACACCUAAUACAACAGUGACUAUUGAACUGCUUGAACUAACAGCAGAAUGUCAAAUUGUCGGGAAUGCUUCUACGUGUAACUGUUCAUCAGCGUACAUCUGGAGUAACGACGUGUGUGGCAAUUUCCAGUGUUGCAAUGACACAUAUUGUAACGCAAAUAUUUCUCACUACCCAGCCUUCUGCAUACCCAAAGUGAAAGUUCGCUUAAAUGGAACAGUCCAAGUGAGAUUAACAAUUUAUCAAACUGAUACUAUCAAAAAACAGCUUACAGAUGGUUUUAAACAAUUACAUGGGUUUGGGUACCUCAAUGUGUCUGGACCGAGGGAUGCUGGCCAAAUUGUUGAUUUCAAAGUGGAUCUCAGUGUCAUAUUUCUGACUGAUACACUUGCAAAAAUAAUAGCUGACCUGGAACCUACUGUUGGCAAAAUAGCUGUUGAAACAUCAGGACUCGUGAGCAUUCAGUAUCCAAUGGACACAGUGAAAUUCUCCUCAACACCGAUGCUAAACUGCAGAUUUGAAGAGAAAGCAAACGGCUCUUGGAACUGGAAACUGUUAAAAGGAAAUAAGACAUUUGAUCUGAACACUGGAAGCAGCAUAACCGUCUCAUUCCCCAAUGAAACGCCAUCCAAUUAUACCACAGUCCAAAUAUUAAAGUUGUCAGGGAACUGGGCAGGGAUUUAUAAGUGUGGAUUUUCCAAAGGGUCCAUUGUGCACGCAGCCUCUGCAGAGUUGAAGGUAGCCCUGCUACCAGAUAAGAUCACCAUGACGAGUGACCCACUGACUGUAGAUUGCCAAGAUGCAGCGCCUCAUGUUACAGUCACCGCAACCAUCGAUAACAGCACAGAGCAAUACACGYUCACUUGGUUUUACCAAAAUAAUCUCCAAACUACAAAUCUCCAAACUCAACCAGAACCACCAGCGGGGAUAGCCUACACCACAGUGAUAUCUAUAAAUUGCAAUCCAUCAAGCUCACCCCAUGUUGUCAUCGUCAACUUUAAAAACCAGAUGGAUGAGAACAAGAUUGCAAGCAUAACUAUCCCAGUGAUAUAUGCUCAGGACAAGAACCAGGCUUGUCCUGAAGAAAAUAAUGUUUGGCCAAAAACUCCAAAAGGUGUAACUGUUACCAUACGAAAAUGUGAGGUGAAUAGAGUGGGGUACAAAGAGCGGACAUGCAAGGGGCCUGAAUGGAUGCAAGUGCUGGAUAACUGUGUCAAUGAGCAGCUAAACAAAGUUGUCAAUGCAGCAGCAGAUUUUAAAGAGGGACUUGGGGCCACUCUGCAGGUUGCUAUUCAAAUCUUUUCUGAUUUGAAGAGCAGCCUGGUUGCUGACUCAGUUGCUGAUCUGAGUGCAUCCAUCAAUGUUCUGGACAUCAUGUCGAGAGCAUCAGAAACCAUCACCCUGGAUAACUCCAUUUUAGAUGGAUUUCUUGGUGCAGCAAGCAACAUGUUGAAUAACACUUGGAAGGCAGUCAACAAAACCCUUGAAUACGACAUGUCCUCAAAAUACCUCACGUCUAUCGAGGGUCUAGUGAAUAACAUCAAAAUGAAUACCAGUGACGGAAAUGACACCCCAAAUAUACAACUCAAACUCUGCAAUGUUCAAAACAGCACAUCUUGCAAUGACAUUGUGUUUGGCGUAGAGGUCAAAUUGGCCCUGUCCUCGGGAAUAGUGAAAACUGUGGGAGUAAAAAAUCUAGCUGACAAAUUAGACAAUUCAAAAUUCUCAGGCUAUAAGUUCCCUAGCAUUGUGGUGUCAGCCACACUGCAAAACAGCAAUGACUCCAUAAUAGACAUCAAAUUGGACUUUCCCAUCAACCAGUCGAUGGCUCAAGACUCCAACAUCCUCUGUGUGUUCUGGAACACCACAUUGAAUGAAUGGUCUGAAGAAGGCUGCAAGUGGAAUGAAAGGGUCAACAAUAGAAGCUAUUGCGAGUGCACCCACCUGACCUCCUUUUCAGUGCUGAUGUCAAAGUUCCCGGUGACCCUGCUCUUUCUGGAUGAGAUCACCUACGUGGGCCUCGGCGUGUCCAUCUGCUCCCUCCUCAUCUUCCUCAUCAUUGAGGCGCUGGUGUGGUCGGCCGUCGUCAAGUCCAACCUCUCGCACUUCCGCCACACGGCCCUGGUCAACAUCUCACUGUGCCUGUUACUGGCCGACUGCAGUUUCCUGGCCGCCUGCUUCCCCAGCAUCAAAACUUCUACCUGGUGCCUCAUCCUGACCGUGACCGAGCAGUUCUUCUUCCUGGCUAUGUUCUGCUGGAUGCUAUGCCUCAGCAUCAUGCUACUACACCAGCUCAUCUUCAUCUUCCACCCGCUGAGGAAGAGGGUAUAUUUGCUCCUGUCCACCAUCCUCGGCUACAUCUGUCCCACACUGAUAGUGUCAGCUACCUAUGUGUACUACAAAUACACAGGGAAACCCUACCACGACACGGAAACCUGCUGGCUCACUUACGAGGGACCUCUGAAGGGGUCCAUUCACGCAUUUCUUCUGCCUGUCUGGACGAUUGUUUUGAUGAAUCUCUUCUCCAUGGGUGUUGUCAUCAUGACACUCCUAAAGUCCACUGUCUCUGAUGGGAGUAAAACCGAUGAGAAAGAGGCAGCCAAAAGCAUCAUGAAAGUGAUGGUCUUUUUAACACCAGUCUUUGGGGUAACAUGGGUUUUGGGAUUCUUUGUGCACACCAUUGAUGUCAAAGCACCAAUGGGUGAUCUGAUGCAUUAUGCUUUCACCAUCAUAAACUCCUUUCAGGGCCUCUUCAUUUUGCUGACUGGAUGUUUUGCAGAGAAAAGGGUGAGAGAUGAGGUGUUGAAACUUUUCUUGGCUGGGGCACCUACUACCAAAGGGAAAAGUGAGAGUAUAAAAAACCUGACAAAGUCCACUUCAAAUAAUUGAUGAACAUCAAGAAAACUAGCUAUAUACUGGAUCAAGCUAUAUACUGGAUCAGGACCAACCCAUAUGUCUGCCACUACACUCACCCAUACAGAAACAUCCACCUGGUUGGUUCCUCAAAGACAGGGAUGGCUGUGGUUUAGGUGGUGUUUAGACAGGUCUUUUCAUGAUUUCAUUAUAUUAUGUCAAUUACCUAUCAAGUUUCAUAUUAAUAUCUGAACUCCUAGACAUGAAUCAAUUGCUAAACACAUCUUUGUGAUUUCCUGUAAACUUAUUUCCUACAAACAGUACAGUAGCAUACUAUGAUGUCAGAAGAGAUGUCAUAAUAUUACUGUUGUGUUGGUCAAUGGCAUUUGGUUAAAUAUAACUAAUGAUUUAAUUUA
Messenger RNA from Salvelinus sp. IW2-2015, 3530 nucleotides. RefSeq names its product adhesion G-protein coupled receptor F2-like. Bases 85 to 3150 code for a protein of 1021 amino acids. Gene Ontology annotation, cellular component: membrane. Gene Ontology annotation, biological process: cell surface receptor signaling pathway; adenylate cyclase-activating G protein-coupled receptor signaling pathway. The record is from RefSeq and is a predicted model, not a curated record. Lineage: Eukaryota; Metazoa; Chordata; Actinopteri; Salmoniformes; Salmonidae. The transcript has 18 exons. Gene Ontology annotation, molecular function: G protein-coupled receptor activity.